AUGUCCCACAAGUUUUACCUCCCCUGUAUUAUUUACGUUUAUUUCUUCACCCUCAUCUUCAUCCAAGUUCAGCGAGCAAAAUCCGCUUUCCACCGGUUCCGCAACUCAGCUCUGCUUUCCGCCGUUGAGAGCUUGCCACAGCUCCGCAACUUGGGACAUGUGAACCAUGCCAUUACCCUUUCCACCUUUACCCAUAGCACUACUAGAUUGGGAAUUGGUGUUCCAGUUCCAGUUUGCCUGGUUCUGUGGAUUCUUCCAACAAGACGCGGAUUUGUGACCCGGUUUGUUGCAGAUCCAACAGACUGGACGGGUAUCUUGUUUUCCAGAACCUUUAUUAUUUUUGUUCUGCGGCUUUCCUUUGCCGUUCGAAUUGGAGGCAUAGACCUCGGCGGCGAUCUUCUUCUUUGUGUUUGCCUUGAAGCGCUUGAGAGCACUUUUAGACAGAAAGAUCUUACCACCUUCAUUGGCCUUUUCCUCGUCAUCUUCCUCUUCACGAGAACGCUUAUUCGAGGUCUCCUGAACAUUGACCGGGAACGCCUUCCCGAAGGAAUCGUUCUCAACUUUGUAGGUUCCCUCCUCGAUCAACGUCGCAAGACGCUUUUCAAGUCGGUCACCAAUCUGGUCAAAUGUCAGACCAUCUUCUUCCUGCAUGCGUUCGAUCGUUGCCUUGAAGUUCUUGCAGAACAGCUCUGGCAACUUCUGUAG
Amoebophrya sp. A25 is the source of this 705-nucleotide messenger RNA. NCBI's taxonomy places the organism in Eukaryota, Dinophyceae, Syndiniales, Amoebophryaceae. The record is from the annotation of a GenBank genome assembly.